Molecule: messenger RNA, 1358 nt
Organism: Oryza sativa Japonica Group (Japanese rice)
Lineage: Eukaryota; Viridiplantae; Streptophyta; Magnoliopsida; Poales; Poaceae
Source: RefSeq, a predicted model, not a curated record
AACCAAGCUGUGCCUAUUCCCCUCCUCCGGUCGUCGGUGUGUCGCCGCCGCCAACCCAUCGCCUCGCCGCAACCGCGACCGCGCCGGCGAGCUGCACCGCCCCCGUCGAAGUUUCCCGCGGAGCUCGUCGUUCUCGAGCCUCUUCCGAUGCUUUCUGCACGGCGAGCCGGCGCCGGCGGCGCCGCCGGGAAGACGUCGCAUGCUCGCCCCUGCAACCCUGGUUACCCGCGGCGCUCGUCGGUCCCGAUGACCGGCGGCGACGCGACUAGACCAGCCGUGGCGAGGGCGCUUCGCCUUCCGGGUAGUGGGGGAGGGGCGGGUUUCCAGCGGCGGGAGCCCCACCGAUGGCUCCGUCCCUGCUCCUCCUCCCGGAGUGGAGAUGGCGCCGCCGCCGUUCUCGCCUCGCGAUCCGGGAGCAGCGACAUGGGCCUCGGGGUUUCUUCUUUCUCGCCGUGCUCGCUUCCCCGCCGCGUCGACGCUCCUCGCCGGCGGCCAGUGUGGUGUUCGCCGGCUGCUCCUCCUCCUCCUCCUCCUCCUCGUGUGGAGGUGCAGAGCGUCCGGAAGAGGCGAAUGAGCGAGGAAUGGGAGGCGUUGAAGGCAGCCAUCGCCGACAUGUUCCGGCCCUUGCUGCGAAACCUAGCUGACAUUUGCUCUCUCCGCAGCGCCUACGACUUCGAGGACUAUCAAAUCGGCAUGCUCUUUGGUGCGUUUCUCGGAUAUGUCGGGUGCUACCAGCUGUGGAAGGCGGCUCCUUCCGUCUUCGUUGAUGCUGCCCUUGCCUUUGUGUUUUACAAGCUCAGCGUUGUGUCCUCAGAGCUGCACCGGCAGCGCAAGACAAACAGCUUGAUCACGCGGCUUAAAUUCGGGACCAUACUUAUCAUGGUUAUGAAAGACAUCAAGAAGAACUAUGUACUCCUGGACAUUAUUAGAAUGCCGGUUUUCUUCCUCUACAUUUGUGCGUUCGUAUUCGAUGUUGCUGGUAUGAAGAAGUAUGCCAGGCGCUCACUUAUUUCAUUGUUUAAUCUGCUGAAAUCUAGAGGUGGCAUACAAGAAAUAUAUAGGAUUAUGUGGUAUCCUGGUUAUAUAUCUCCAUAUGAUGAUUCUGCUGACUGGUGAUGCAUUUGUGUGAGUGGUUCCCACUUAGGAGCUUGUUCUAGGAAGGAUGGAGCUUGUUCUAGGAAGGAUGCCCUCCCCUUCACAAAGUUUUGUAAAGUAUAAUAACGAAUAAAUAGCUAUGAACGUAUGGUGAGUCUCUACAAAAGAAACAUUCUUCACUGUUUAAACAUCGACCUCUCGUUGAUUAGUACUGCAUCUGUUUCCCUGUGGAGUUUCCUUCUUGAAAAGCCUUUUUAGCUGAA